Messenger RNA from Rubroshorea leprosula, 1290 nucleotides. The record is from the annotation of a GenBank genome assembly. Lineage: Eukaryota; Viridiplantae; Streptophyta; Magnoliopsida; Malvales; Dipterocarpaceae.
GCCUGCUUGGCAAAAUCUCCUUUCUUCCAAGUGACUAAACUGAAAUUUUGGGUUGCUGAAGCCAUGGGCCUCGGUGCAAACUCAGGUCCCCAUUAACAUCAGAGGUGACAGAGCAAUCAUCAGUAACGUGGUUUGGCAUUUGACAAGACAUCCAAUUGAGAAGAGAAUUUAGAACUGCAAACUCAAAUGGGCCAUCCUUUUUUGAUGGAAUGAUCAAUCAUCUCUGUUCAACAUGCAAGUAUGUCUCCCUUUUCAUUUCAUUCUUAAAUGUGUAUAUGCAUAUUCUUUUGUGUUUAUAGCUGCUGUUUGAACUCACUAUUUUCACAUUUCUGUUUUAGGGAGUUUUAGAUUAGGGUGAGCAUCAACUGAGUUCACUCUUCAUGUUUGUCAUUCAAAUUGUCUUGUUUUAAGCUCUCUGUACAUUGAGUGACUAUAUUAAGAGAUAUGCUUAGAAGAUUAGUUAACCACCAGAAUUUUACCUUGAAAGUUGCGUUACUGCAAUUUCUCAUAGUAAUUUCUAUGAACAUCAAUCCUAAAGAGUUUCGCUUUGGCAUCCCCUGCAAGCAACAUUUAACACUGGAUUUUAGGUCUGCAAAAAAACAUGUCGAUUAUUCAAUGAAUCAAAUGCUUGUGUCUAUAGAAUUAAUUAUAAGAAAAGCAUAUCUUCCAUGUGAUUCCAAUGGAACAAUUCACAACGUACUACACUGGUUAUCCAAAAGAUCUUGGGCCAUCGUGGGUUAUUCAUUUCAAUUUAGAACGUGAGUUUGUUCAGCUCCCUCAUGAAGGGCGUCCUGUGGUUGUUGCAUUUACUAUCAGUUAUUAAAAUUUUGAAAAUACAGGGGUAAUUACACAAGACAUCUUGACGAAGUGUUGGAGGAAGCCGCUACCGGGUUUUAUCCUAACGUUAAAUUUAUGUGGGUUGAGCGCCCAAAAUAUCCAGGUUUCUGCAUGGCAUGGCAGAAGAAGGAAUAUCCAUUCAUUGAAAUAUUUCAUAUUCCUGAACAAGUGUGUGGUUUUUCUUUACUUGUCAACUGGUCUUGGUACCGUGCAGCAUCUAUGAUUCUAUAGGCUAUUAGUUGAGGCAGAUGAAAGUUAUCUUAGACUAUUGGAGAGUGGUGGAGCAAUUGGAGAAUUGAUCUAGAUAAGCUAAAUUUUAAUGAAGGAAAUUUCAUUCUAAGAUUUGUUACUUUUGGUUCUGCAUAGAGCCGAAGACAUAGCCUUGUGUCGAUAGAGUAGAUGUGUUAGAUGACAGUCAGUUCUUUGAUGCAGGGCCAUAUCCCAACAGUUUAC